AUAUUAAGUGUAUUCGUUGCCCAAAAUGUGGCGGAUGUUAAAUACGAGCCCAACUGGAAGUCCAUAGACUCCCGGCCCCUACCCCAAUGGUUUGACAAUGAUAAAAUUGGCAUAUUCUUACACUGGGGAGUUUUCUCUGCUAUAGGCUAUAAAAAUGCCUGGUUUUGGAACAAUUGGAAAAACGACCAUGACAAGGAUAUGAUCGCGUUUAUGAACAAAAAUUUUAAGCCUAACUUCACGUACGCCGACUUCGCCCCGUUGUUCACGGCUGAGUUUUAUGACCCCGAUCAUUGGGCCGAGAUAUUCAAAGCUUCAGGGGCCCGGUAUGUGGUGCUGACCAGUAAACACCACGAGGGCUAUACCCUAUGGCCGUCGAAGUACUCGUGGAACUGGAACGCCAUGGAUGUGGGACCCAACCGGGACCUCGUCGGUGACCUAGCUAAAGCCGUGCGAAAAGCUGACCUCCGGUUUGGUUUAUAUCACUCGCUGUACGAGUGGUUCAAUCCGUUGUAUUUGGAGGACAAGGCCAACAAAUUUGCCACAAAUAGAUUCGUAACGCACAAAACACGUCCGGAAUUGGAAGAGAUAGUGAAUGCAUACAAACCGGAAGUUAUCUGGUCUGAUGGGGACUGGGAGGCACCGGACACCUACUGGAACAGUACCGACUUUUUAGCAUGGUUAUACAACGAGAGCCCGGUUAAGGAUACUGUAGUCACUAAUGAUCGAUGGGGUCAAGGUACACCGCAAACUCAUGGUGGUUAUUAUAGUGGUCCGGAUCGUUAUCAACCCGAUGUACUACCAAAGCAUAAGUUUGAAAAUGCAAUGACCGUGGACAAAAAUGCCUGGACAUUCAGACGUGACGUACAAUUGUCGGACUUCCUGACCCCUCACGAACUCAUUGCCACAUUAGUACAGACUGUCAGCCUGGGUGGAAAUAUCUUAAUAAACGUCGGGCCCACACACGACGGCCGCAUAGCACCCAUAUUCGAGCAAAGGCUCCGGGAGUUGGGCGCAUGGCUUGCCGUCAACGGGGAGGCCAUCUAUGGGUCGAAGCCGUGGACCCAUCAAAACGAUACCAUCACUCCUCACAUUUGGUAUGAAUUGUAUACCAAACAGACCGACAAAACAGUGUACGCGUCGGUAUUGGAUUGGCCUAAGACUGACGCACCGGUAGUGUUGGGUGCCGUCAACUACACCGCCGUCUCGUCCGUCCAACUUCUGGGCCUUAAGGAUGGGCUGAAGUUGAGCGAAGGGAAGGGUGCCAGC
Messenger RNA from Oppiella nova, 1266 nucleotides. NCBI's taxonomy places the organism in Eukaryota, Metazoa, Arthropoda, Arachnida, Sarcoptiformes, Oppiidae. The record is from the annotation of a GenBank genome assembly.